AUGAAGCUUUUCGGGUGCCGACGCGACGCGACGCCAAACAUUAAACCAGAUCGCCCCUUCCCGUCGACGGCGCGUCAGCGCGCGCCGCGCCGCCGACGCGCGCUCGCGAUCGGACGCGCGCUCGGCGUCCGAGUCGCGAUGGAGCGGCCGAAACCCGCGAGGGAGAGGACCCGCGAGAAGAAGUCCCCCGCCGCCGCGAGCGCGAGUAGCGGUGGGACGACGACCGCGACCGCGACCGCGACCGCGACCGGCGACGCCGAAGCGACCGCGACCGCGACGCGCGAGGCGGACGCGCCGUCGUCCUCGUCCGCUCCUCGCGCCGAGAAGAAGCGCCGCCGCGAGCGCGGUCGCCGCGGCUUCUUCGGCGACGCGCUCCACGGCGCGCUCGCGGCGUCGUUGGCGCCGGUGACGGGCGCGCUGGAGGUGACCGCGCACGCCGCGCGCGCGAUGCGCCGCGCGGGACGUUCGCGAGCGAUGCGCGCGGCGCGGGAGUGGUGGAAGCGCGCGCAGGGGGCGAUCGAGCGCGUGACGUCGUGGCGGGUCAGCGUCGGCGCCGCGGACGACAACGUCCGACGCGCCGUGGACUAGCCGCGGCGCCGUUCAUCGAUCGCGCGCGCCGGGGCGCCGGGCGAGCGAGCGGAGUCGGGGAGUUUACCAUUCUUUUGGUUUC
Molecule: messenger RNA, 670 nt
Organism: Micromonas pusilla CCMP1545
Lineage: Eukaryota; Viridiplantae; Chlorophyta; Mamiellophyceae; Mamiellales; Mamiellaceae
Exons: 1
Coding region: 1-588 (195 amino acids)
Source: RefSeq, a predicted model, not a curated record